Molecule: messenger RNA, 3586 nt
Organism: Gorilla gorilla gorilla (western lowland gorilla)
Lineage: Eukaryota; Metazoa; Chordata; Mammalia; Primates; Hominidae
Gene: SSR3
Product: signal sequence receptor subunit 3
Exons: 10
Coding region: 1143-1700 (185 amino acids)
Biological process (GO): SRP-dependent cotranslational protein targeting to membrane
Cellular component (GO): membrane; endoplasmic reticulum
Source: RefSeq, a predicted model, not a curated record
ACACUGAGGCCGCACAGCUUCUGGGCACACGCACCCCGGGUCGGCCGGCCGGCCGCCCGGCCGGCCGGCUCCCCACCGCCCUGGUGAAAUGGUUUGUCCCCAGUCGCAAGCUGUUUGGGUUGUUUGGAAAUGUCUUUUCCUUGCCUGCGCCUCACCCUGAGCACAUCCCCUUGCUUCUGGUAACAGCCUUCUAAUAAUCGCACGUUCGGCACGUCCUGUGUACCGACCACUCUGGGAAAAGGAGCAGCAGGGAGGCUAGGCUAGGAGCGGCCUAAUCCAGGCGCCAGGCGGUCUUUGGAGAAGGGCCCUGUUCUUUGGAGAAGUCUGAAGCUUGCUGGAAAUGUUUGAUGACCGUUUUCCACUAACUUUUGUCAUGCAGAGCCCAGGCUGAAAAAAGCUAGUCAUCACAUUCCAGUGUGGUCAAGGAGCGCUUUUAUUAGGACCCUUAAAAAAAAUGGAAGUGGCCCUGGUGUCCCUUAACUUCUGGGAGGCCGUGCUAGCCAGACUGCUCCCCAUCCUGCCAGAAUGUGGUUGGCUCUUCUGGGUUCACCUCUGGACUCUAUCUUCUCAGAUUUUAAAGACAACUGUGACCACUUUCAUCAUGACCCCAUGGAUGGUGAUGUUCCCAGAACUGGACAUCAGGAAAUCUUUAAGGUCUCACUCUGUCACCCAAGCUGGAAUGCAGUGGCUCAAUUGUAGUUCACUGUAGCCUCAAUCUUCCAGGCUCAAGCAACCCUCCUACCUCAGCCUCCUGAGUAGCUGGAACUACAGAGGUGGCCUAUUGUUAGUGAAAAGAGCCCACGCCUUGGAGACCCACACCGCAGGUCUACGACCCUCCGGCUCUUCAUCUGCAAUGGCGGUAAUGAUGCGCACGUCAUAAGAUUCUUCAAGGUGGGCUGGUCACGUGGCUUGUCAGGAAUCCGGAAGUCUGGCCCGCUCGCCCAAUCACGCCCGGAAGCCUAUCUAGUGGCGCCAAGCUGGCCAAUCCUGGGGACGCUUGCUCUUCGCCAAACCGGGUCCCGCCUCUGCGCGCCGCGCUGACGGGUCGUUAGCGGAUACGGCGGCCGCAGGGGCGGAGUCAAGGGCCUUUGCCCGCCUUGGCGGCCGGCUGUACGUUCCUUGUUCUCGCCUCCAGCUCCGCCAUGGCUCCUAAAGGCAGCUCCAAACAGCAGUCUGAGGAGGACCUGCUCCUGCAGGAUUUCAGCCGCAAUCUCUCGGCCAAGUCCUCCGCGCUCUUCUUCGGGAACGCGUUCAUCGUGUCUGCCAUCCCCAUCUGGUUAUACUGGCGAAUAUGGCAUAUGGAUCUUAUUCAGUCUGCUGUCUUGUAUAGUGUGAUGACCCUAGUAAGCACAUAUUUGGUAGCCUUUGCAUACAAGAAUGUGAAAUUUGUUCUCAAGCACAAAGUAGCACAGAAGAGGGAGGAUGCUGUUUCCAAAGAAGUGACUCGAAAACUUUCUGAAGCUGAUAAUAGAAAGAUGUCUCGGAAGGAGAAAGAUGAAAGAAUCUUGUGGAAGAAGAAUGAAGUUGCUGAUUAUGAAGCUACAACAUUUUCCAUCUUCUAUAACAACACUCUGUUCCUGGUCGUGGUCAUUGUUGCUUCCUUCUUCAUACUGAAGAACUUCAACCCCACAGUGAACUACAUUUUGUCCAUAAGUGCUUCAUCAGGACUCAUCGCCCUCCUGUCUACUGGCUCCAAAUAGACCAUGUCAGCUUCACCCCCUGGCUUUGUGUCUAUGGGUGGCCUGUGGUAUAUGGAAAAGUAGCAGGGUGGUCAGGGUGGGAGACAUAAGAUGUUUUUAUAGUCUAGAGCCUUUAAAAAACCCAGCAGAAUGUAAUUCAGUAUUUGUUUAUUGGCUGUUUUUGACAGAUUGUUGAAAUUAAAUGAAUUGAAAGGGAAACUCAGAGUACCAGGACGUUUAUUAAAAGGAAAAAAAUGUCUUGCAAUGUGCUGUAAUCACAAGAGGAGAAAAUAACUUGUUUCCUUGAUCUGUCAGAGGUCACAGUAACCUGGGCCGAGCUGUUAUUAUUUAUUAUAUAAUAGUAGUAGGAAGUUAAUAACUGGUUCUCUGUGUUCCAAGCACAAUAUUACAACUUCUUUUGAACCGUAAAUAUCAGAAUGAAUCCUCUUCCCAGGGGAUUGAACAGAAGCUUAAUGUUUACAAGUGUUUGAAUUUGUGAUCUGAAAUAACACAAAAUUAAAAACAUGAUUUCUCUAAUUUUCCAACUAGAGGAAGAGAAACUUGUGGAAAAGUUCUGUUUUUUUUUUUUUUUUAAAGAAGGGCAGCCAAGGUAGUAACCUAAAAAUAGUGCCCAGGCAUAUGAGAGUUGUCCUGCGAGGUUAAAGAACACACUGUUCCACUGUAUGGCUUUGGCCCUGAGUGGCCAGGGAGGUCAACUUGACCCUGCCAUGUUGGUUUGACUUACUAAGACACAGGAAUCAUUGUUUUCCUUGACCAGGGUCUCACACCCUGGAGGAAUGUUAAGUAAGAGAAGGAACCUCUUUCCUGAAUAUUGACAUGUAAAAGACCAAAGUAAUUUUUCUGAACUUCUGCAAUUCUGAGAACUCUCCAAGGAAUUUACAGUGAUUUUAGUGCUUGUCAGCAUUUUUCCAUGAGGACUUUCAUACAUUUGACUCUUUAGUUCACAGGUUCCCAUUGAUUGUGAGCAAAAUAUUUAUCUCUUUAGCCCUUGGGGAUCGAGCUGAGAGCAAUCUCUUGCAUUUUUUUACCCGUGUAUGUACAGAUAUCAUUUCUUGUGUAUGCCAUGACUUGAAAAAGUUUGGGAAGCUCUUUAGCAAUAUCAGCUAAAAGGAUAUGAAAUCACAGGUGAUAGCAGUUGUCAUUCAGUAAUUUCCUACAAGCAGCACCCCAAAGGAAAUAUAGUCCUAAUCUUUACUAUCCACUUCUAAAUUUAAUGUGAAUUUCAUACAUGUUAUUAGUUGUUUUCUUUAUAAUUUUAUAAAAAUUAUUCAUCAGGAGUUUAACUUCCACUUCCAUGCUAUCGGAUGUGUUGGGCUCCAUCCAAGAACUUGGAAGAAAAACAGGCAGGAAUGCAUUUGCAUAAUGACCCAGAUCAUCAUUUUCCACAACUGAGAAUUAUAUUUCAUCAUUGCUUCUAGAAGUCUGCAAUUCUUUACUUUUCUUUGGUGCAUUAUUAUCUAGGUGCCAUUACUGGAUAAUGUGGAGUGACUAGAGAAGUCACAUAUCACUGCAAGGUACAAUUAGGGUAACACUUUAGAGGUUUAUUAUUUUUAAAAAACUUUUCUUGAACUCCUGGCCAACAUGGUGAAACCCCGUCUCUACUAAAAAUACCAAAAUUAGCCGGGCGUGGUGGUGGGCGCCUGUAAUCUCAGCUACUUGGGAGGCUGAAGCAGGAGAACUGCCUGAACCCAGGAGGCAGAGGUUGCAGUGAGUCGAGAUCGUGCUACUGCCUGGGUGGCAAGGGUGAGACUCCAUCUCAAAAAAGAAACAAAAAAACCCAAAAAGUUUUCUUUACUGUUGGUUAAAAAAAAAAAGCCAGACCAUAGUUUGACUGGUGGCAUGGAAUUUGUGUAUCAAAUAAAUGCAUUUGCUUUUUUGACAACCCA